AUGAGUAGUGGCGAAAGCCCCGGAGUGGCGGAGCCAUCGGGCGCAAGACUGCAUUUGGGUCCAAAGCUGUCAUCGCUCCCACGCAGCCUGCGCAACUUACGUCGGGGGAAAUCUUCAAAACAGGCUUUAGUAAACUUCCAGCUUCAGUACACCACCGUCGCCGCCGGCUCGUCUACAGCCGAUACGGCCCCAACUGCUGCUACAGCCCCGGCACCAGAAGGUACUACCGGGGUAGUCGCGGCGUCCGGCGCAUCAUCGCCGCCGUCGCUGGCGGCGCCGUCCUCAGCUGCGGUACGGCAGCCGCCACCGUCGGAUUCCGAGUGGCGGGUGGUGCCUGGCGUUGUGGCUGACGCCAGCUUGGAUCUGGCGAAGUAUCUCGACUCCAGGGAGACGGCGCCGGACAGCGCGGAGCUGACGUGGCCCAUGAGUCGUACAUAUUGGACGAGUGCCGACGGCGCGUCGUCGUCGUGCAGGGCCUCAAGCUAUGCGUUGAAGGUUUUCGUGGUACGUCUGGCUCCGGAGAGCAGGGGCACGGGGUUGCGGCCUUUCCUAGGCGAAUCAGCCCUGCCGCGGCCCCAGUCCGGCGGCCUGGUCCUGCCCACCCUGGAGCUCGACAGCCCAGCCCCACAGGGCACCCCAAGAUCCCACAGCCGCAGCCGCAGCCGCAGCCGCAGCCGACGUCGCCUGCCGUCCCGUACCGGCUCCGCCAGGUCUGACGUCACGACUGCGUCGCUGCCGCCGCUGGAGACCGAAUAUCCCGCGGCGGAGGUGGAGGCGGGAGUAGUGGAAGAAGAGGCGGUGGUGGCGGAAGAGGCGGCGCCAUCGCGGCCCGGGCUGACAGACGCCGAGAUGGAUCGUAUCAUCUAUGCGACUGUUGGUACGGCAGUCGCGGCUCAUGAGGUUGCGGCUGUUGCGGGUCGCGGGGCGGAUGUCUGCACACGGGAGCCGGAGGCACUGGUGGCGGCGGCGCGGAGCUCCAGCGAGGUGGCGGGUGCAGGGGGCCCCAGCGGCGGGGACAGCCAGGACGCUGACGCCGCUGCAGCGGCGGCCGUGGCGCCAGCGGCGGCGGCGGCGCCUCUUAGAGUGUCGCCUAAUGCCAUGUUGCGCGCGCUUCAACAGGCCAGCCAGCAGCUGCCACUGCCGCCGGGACACGCGGCGCCGCUGCACCCCGCAGCCAUCGCUGCAGCGGAGGCCGUCGCCGCCAUGACGGCAGCCGCAGCCGUCGCCAGCGGCAAAUUCAACAGCGCCGGCAGGAUGCGCUCCGGUCCUAACCCCGCGCGGUCUUUGGUGCCCAGCUCCAUGCCGACGAUCACGAUUCGGUCCGCCGGGUGCCCAUUGGAAAGCCCCUUCAAAAACGGACCAGGGGCCCCGGAGGAGGCGGCGGCGGCGGCGGCAACGAAUGUCAGAGAUGGACGGGUUGCGUUUCUGGGUCCAGACGCCGUUCAGGCUGACGUGAUGGGAGAUUCACUGGAAUUCGACGUGGAGAUUGCGCCGCGGGAUCACCCGAUUGUGGGCUCCCUGGAGCUCAGUUCCGGCAAUCGCAUGAGACCCGAGGACGUCGGCGCCGCCGCGGCGGCGGAGGCGCUGUUUGCCGCGCGACAGGGCGCGGCGACGCCGGUCGUGCUGCCGGUGCUGGGCCGCUGCGGCAGCGGCAGCUUAGGCCAGCGCAGGGGCCGGGCUGCAGCCGCCGCUGCAGCGGCGGCGGCGCCGUACAGCCCUCACAAUUCGGGUUCCGUCAGCGCACCUAGCAACUCUGUGGGAUGGUUGGUUGGAGCCCAAGAAGCUGUACGGGGCGUCGGCAGCGGCGUCGGCAGCGAUGGCAGCGGCAGCGGCGCCGGCGGCCCGGACGACGCUGGCAUAUCCAUGUUCAGCGACCUGGCAGCGCCGCCGGCAGGGCCGUACAGCGCGGGUGCUGGUGGCGUCGGCGUCGGCGUUAGUGGCCGGCGGGAUGCUGUCGUGCUGAGAGGCGGCCCACAGGCAUUGCCGCAGGGGCAAGUAGACAUGGUGGCCCACGGCACUGGGGCGCCCUACCCCGCUCCCAGUAGCGGCCUGGCCAUCAAGCCCAGCGGCGAAAUCACCGGCGUACUGGACCUCUUCCCACAGCCCGCCGUCGACCUGGGGCCGACUCCGCCACUCUCCUCCCUCCCGCCGUCACCUCGCCACCCGCUGCUGCCGCCGCAUGCAGCGUCGGUAUACGACCUGUACGACACAAUCACGCCGCACCGCAGCGCCGCCGUGGCUGCUGCGGCAACCGUCACGUCGACCUCAGAGGCCCCGCCGCUGUCGCCGCCGCUGCCGCUGCCGCUGCCGUCGUCGCCGAGCGGCGAUGUCGGCGUUGCCGUCGGCCCGGCGAUGGCGCUCUCCGGCUUCGAGGUGAUGCGCGCUGUGCUGUCCGGGGACCCGGAGGCCAUUUCCAGGGCAGCAGCCGCCAAGCUAGAAGCGGAAGCGGAGGCCAUGAUUUGGGCGCAUUCCAUGCUGCGCCCGCUGACCUUCCUAGAGCCGGUACCUGAGGGCAGCGAGAUCAAGGAGGGGUCGGGCCCGCUGCCUGUGGCGUUCUUCUCCCCGCUGCCCUCGCCCACGGGUGCCGACGCCGACGGAGGCGGCGCUACUGACUUCUUCUCCGCGCCAGGGUUUACGUACGCCGCCGCGGGGUUGCUGGAACCAGAACCCCCCGGCAUCAGCCCGAAGCGGGCGGAGACAAGGGACUCCGAGGCAUUUUUAGAUCAGCCCGCCCGCCUGCAGCGACAACAGCAGCAGCAGCAGCAGUGGUGGCGGGCGUGGCAUCAGCCGCUGGAGGACGCUGCGGUACCGACGUCAACGUCGCCGCUGGGCGAUGCCGCGGGCCGGGCUGUGCAGAGAGGCGGCCCGGCGGCGACGGCGACGGGUGCGGCCUCCGCGACGGCGGAGGCGACGGAGGCUGCGGGUGCGGGUGCGGAUGCGGCGGACGCGGCACAGCUGCUGCGGUGUACACUACUGCCCGCUGCCGUGAACCACACGGACCACUGGGUGGCGGCGCCGCGGGCCGUUCCUGUCCGUGACAUGGCGGUCUUGCGCGCGCAAUACGCUGUGGCAGCGGCGGAGAAGGAUUACGAGGCGGAGGCGGAGGAGGACGGGGAGGGGGAGGGUGUGGAAAAGCGACUGGAGGCUACGGCGGCGACGCCGCCAUCGGCAGCGGCGGUGGGCUGCAGUACCCCCGAUGCGGAUGGGGAGGGGGACACGGCGGCGAAGGCGGCGUCGAGCCAUGGGUCUGAGAAGGCGGCGGAGGCCGAGCUGAACGAGCUAUUAGCGAUGAUUCCGGGUAGUGAUAACGGCGGUAGCGAUAGCGACGGCGGUAGCGGCAAGGUCGGCUCCAGGGAGGCUGGGGGGCAGCAGCCGAUAACGCUGACGACGGCACGAACAGAGCUUGCGGCGGCGGAGAGGGGCAGGGGUACGACGGCUGCGGCAACGGCAGCGGGAAUCAACGACGCUGGGGGGGGCGGCAGUAUUGUUGACGUCACUGGCCGUGGCGGCGGCGACGGGGACGGCGACGCCGCGGAGGGUGGCCUGGGUGCUGUGGCUGGAGUUCCCUGGAGCAUUCUGGCUGGCGAAGGGCGCCUGGAGCUGUUAUCGGAAAUGCGCAGCAGCGGAAGUGCCGCCGGCGGCGGCGGCGGCGGCAACGGGGAGCCACCGCUUCCCGGGAGCUCCGACAUGGACCCGGUUGCUAGCGUUAUCACGGACCCACGGGUCGCCAAUGCCCUCAGCUACUUACCUGGCAUCACACACGGCGAUGUUUACAACGGCGCCAGUCACCGAGCGAUGGCGUCGUUCGCGGCAGGAUCCGGAUCUGAAUCCUCCAACGCAUCUUCCGCAGAUCCGGGUCCAACUCAAGAUCCAGAUCCAGCGCCGUACAAUCUCCGGCACCGGGCCGCAUCGCCGCCACUCUCGGGCUCGCUGCCCCUGUUGGAUCCGGAGGCUGGGCCACAGCUCGGGACGCUGGCCAUGUACGCGGCCGCUCCAGCCGCUGACGCUGACGCUGCCGUCGCCGCCGCCGGCCUUCCGUACAUGGCGUUGUCCGGUGCUGUACGCAUGAUGAUGCCGUCGUCCGGGCAGUCGCCGAGUGAUCUGGAUUUGGAGGCACUGCUGCGGAGGUCGCGGCGCGCCUCCAGUUCGGAGGUCCUUCCCGGUCGGUUCCUCUCAGCGGGGGGGAUGCAGCUGGCGGAGGCCGUGGCGGGGGCGGCGCCGGCGCCGGAGUCCCCAGGCCGCGCCGCGGCCGCCAUCCGCAGCGCACCCGCGGGUUUUCGCAGCUGCCACCAUCUCGGUGGCGGCGGCGGCACGGUUGUCAGGCCAGCCGGCAGCGCCGCCACUGGCUUUGGCUUCGUCGGCGGCAUGGAAGCACCGGCGGCGCCGCCAGGCAGCUUGACGGCGCUGUCACCGGCGAGCGCGAGCGUGUUAGCUGCGGCGAUGCUUCGCAGCGGGGAAGAAGAUAUAGUCGCGCCGCGGGGGGUUGGCGCGGGGACGUCGGCGGCUGCGGGAACAAGGGCGCAGCGGCGGUGGGGGCGGCGGCGGCUGCGGCCCGCCCUCCGUGAGGGGUGGCCGGGCUGGUGGCCGCUGGCCCAGCUGGAGCAGGCGCUGGUGAUGGUGGCAGCGAGUACGGUAUGUACGGCAACUGAACUGUUGGAAGAAGCGUGUCCGCCUCUCGCGCCAUGCGCCCCCGGCCACAUCCCGAUAUAUCCCCGAGCUGAUUGCCAUUACCAGCUGCUCCUGCUGCUGCUGAACCCGCACUAG
This is a messenger RNA of Volvox carteri f. nagariensis, 4764 nucleotides long. RefSeq lists its product as uncharacterized. The coding region runs from base 1 to 4764 and encodes 1587 amino acids. The transcript has 7 exons. Lineage: Eukaryota; Viridiplantae; Chlorophyta; Chlorophyceae; Chlamydomonadales; Volvocaceae. The record is from RefSeq and is a predicted model, not a curated record.